Molecule: messenger RNA, 345 nt
Organism: Dictyostelium purpureum
Lineage: Eukaryota; Evosea; Eumycetozoa; Dictyosteliales; Dictyosteliaceae
Exons: 3
Coding region: 1-345 (114 amino acids)
Source: RefSeq, a predicted model, not a curated record
AUGUUUAAUUAUAAGAUCAUUAAUUUACAUCCUCACCGGCAUUCAUCUGGGACCUCAUCAUCAGCAGCAUUCAUCAGCAGUAUUCGUCUUGGCCCUCGGCAUUAUCAUCAUCAUCAGCAUCCUCACCGGCAUUCGUCUUGGCCAUCAGAAUUAUCAUCAGCAUCCUCACCGGCAUUCAUCUUGGUCCUCAGCAUUAUCAUCAUCAUUAGCAUCCUCACCGGCAUUCGUCUUGGUCCUCAGCAUUAUUAUCAUCAUCAGCAUUCAUUUUGGUCCUCAUCAUCAUCACCACCAUCAUCAGCAUUCAUUACCAUCAGCAUUCCUCAUCAUCAGCAUCAGCUUUCAUAA